AUGGAGCCCCUUAGCAUCCCUUAUCUCACUCAGAGAGCCCAUGAACUCACCUUCGACGAGCUACUCUCCUCAAGGAAGGCGGCAGGAUACUGUACUCCAGAAGGAUACGCCAUCACGGGCUUCGUAUACCCCCCUGACCAACCCAUUUUUUGGGUUAAGUUUGGGAACCGAUCGCAGGAGGCCAUGUUUGCCGAGACCCGAACGCAGCAAUUCGCAUUGGACAAUCUCGAGAAAAUACCGAAAGAGGAAAGGGAAGGCAUCCAUAUACCCCGAAUCUUUCGCAUACUCAAAGAGCAGCAAAGGAUUUUUGUCGUCAUGGAGUUGGUGAACGGCAAAAGACUUGACGAAAUCGGCCAAUCUAUCGAGAAUUUCUACGAGAGCGAAAUCUCGGACCCGUACUUCGAUAAAAUCACUCGAGCACUCAGGCUCUUUUUAUCAUUUCCAGUUCCACCGGACACCAAGCCAGGUCCUUGCGGUUGGGGUGGAAUCAGGCAUGUGUUCUUUAAAGACCAGCAGGCACCAGUCCCCUAUAUAUCCGUCGACGAGUUGGAAGAGCACGUCAACAAUCUCGCGACGUGGUUCUGUAAAGAUAAUCCCACAGUCACUUUCGAGAGGGAGCUGCAUCUCGUGUACGCUGAUUUGCACCUGGGGAACUUCAUGUUCACAGAUACUAGUGAACUCUACGUCAUUGACUUCGAGCACGCUUCUUUUCUACCGCUGAGCUUUAUGGCCUUUGUUAUUCGCUACCCGUCGAUAAUGUCCGGACCUGUCUCUUCCUGCAUUGAGGACAAAUUUAAAGAUCUCCCCGGGGAUAACCUUGAGGUGAUGGCGAGGGUUUCCGGUUUGAUGGGCAUGAGUGCCUCGAGGCUUGGGCAUAAGAUGAACUGGACAGAAGGGAAUCUAGCCCGUCACACCCGUGGCCGCGGACACACUCGAGACCUCACACGCCAGCGCCAGAACUUUGCCAGUGCUCGCAGGGCGCAGGCCCUUCGGUCGACUACGGGUGCUUCUAGCAAACCCGCAAGAGCGCCAGCCGAAGAAAUACAAUCGUCGUUCUUCCGUGAUAGCUGCCUCCCAUCGAAGGAUCGGCCGCAGGAGGAUAACCAUGUCCGCAAGCCAAGUAAGGCAAAGGAAACUACACCCAUUCUCACGGCAGCCCUCGAAAAGGCCGUCCAGCGAGAUACCAAUAAACGGAAGCGAGGCUUGGAGAGAGGGCAGAGAAAUGAUGACGAUCUAGAAGCCAAGCGGCGACGGCUCCUAGCCAUGCCAGAUUGGGCGGGCCUCGAGAUGCAAGAAGAAAUCGAGCGACUGCAGACACUUUCCGAUCGGCGUUGGGAUCGAUCGGCAGUCGAGCGAGGAGGAGACAUGCCAUCCCACUUAAUGACAUCACAACAAGCUUGGAGAAGAAGAAGCAAGGAUAAGACCCCACCUGCUCAAGAGGAGGUAGCACCAGGAGGAGGAUCUUGUGCUCCACGACUUCGCCAUCCAAGACCUAUUCGUCAUGCGGGCCAACAGCUCGUGAAGGAACUUGAGUCGUCGACGGGGGCGCUGAGAUCAAGUGUUGAGAGAGGGGAAAAGGAUGACGAUAAUCUGUUACCUCUCUGCGACGAGUUGCCUGACGUGACGGUGAGACUUGAUUAUCUGGAUGAUUCGAGUGUUGCUGAAUACCAUGCUCCUUCCGUGGCUGGAGGCAGCGGCACGGGACAUGUGGUGCGUGAUGUGGGGUGUGCUAUUGAUGAGGAGCGUGGGAGUAUCCCGAGUAGAGAUAUUGCUUGUGGGGAAAGGAUCCGGGCUGCGCCGGAUAGACCUUCCUUGGAGAAAGACGAAGUUCCACGACCUCCCUUGUCGGAGUCUGAUGACGUCAGUUUAACUGCUCUGUUAUCGGACGACGAUAGUAUCUCUGCCGACGAGGAACCGCGUCUGGAUCCGAAAUACGUAGGUGAAGAGUCCUCUUCACGAUCGAGUGUCCGUGGCAUGGGUAGUGCCUCUUCAAAAACAGGGAGUCACCGCCCCAGUGAUGACAAGAAAGUAGAACGCGUGAAGAAACAGCACCAAGCGGCGGAUGAAACUCCUGGCCCCCUACUACAGAAGGAUACUGAGGACGAAUGGCUCAACUUCAUCUUCAAUGGCGACGGUGCCGACGAGGCCCGAAAGCGGGCCUUUGACAUAGCGAAACGAGACACCGCGCGGUUGCUCGCUCCCUCUCUACCGUCUUCCAGCGGACGCGAAACGGCCGAGUCGGCUCCGGGGGAUUCGGACGCCGGGGCUACAUGUGGGACGGAUGGCCAUCCCGAUCCGGACGAUCUACUCUCGGAGGCGUAA
Molecule: messenger RNA, 2322 nt
Organism: Scedosporium apiospermum
Lineage: Eukaryota; Fungi; Ascomycota; Sordariomycetes; Microascales; Microascaceae
Exons: 3
Coding region: 1-2322 (773 amino acids)
Source: RefSeq, a predicted model, not a curated record